AAUUCUGACCUCAUAUACAAUGGACUGUUAAUAGCUUCAUCUUUCUGUCUCACAGUAAUUCUGGAUCCAUGUCAUUGGUUCGGUUGUGCCAUAAACUUAAUGAAAUUUUCAGAUGACAUGGUGAUAAUGAAUGCAUUAUAAUUUUCUUUCUUUCUUUCUUUUUUAUAUAAUUUAUUGGCAAACUUGUAUUCAGAAAAAAAAUGAUGGGAGGUGGUGGAGAAGGAGGUGGCGGAGAAGGAGGUGGCGGAGGGUCAGGUACUUCAAGGGAGCUUGAUCACACACCCACAUGGGCCGUCGCCCUUGUUGUUUCUGUCAUUGUUGUAAUCUCAAUCAUGCUGGAACAAAUUCUUCAUUUGCUUGGAAGGAUACUUAAAAAGAGACGCAAGUUUGCUAUAUAUGAAGCUCUAGAGAAGAUUAAAGACGAGCUUAUGCUUUUAGGUUUCAUUUCAUUACUUCUGUCAUUUGGGCAAUCAUACAUUGCCGAAAUCUGCAUUGCCUCCACAGUCGCAGAAACUAUGUUACCGUGUCCAAAAGGAGUUAAAGAGCAUUUUCAUAAAGUAAUCCAUGGAUAUGAUCAGAAUCGUCGCAGGCUCUUAUGGAAUGAGCGUAGAUCCUUGGGUGGCGGUGGUGGCGGCGGCAAAGGCUGCCCACAUGGGUAUGUGCCACUUAUAUCUAUCAAUGGGAUACAUCAAUUGCACAUUUUCAUCUUCUUCUUAGCAGCGUUUCAUGUGUUUUACAGUGCAGUUACAAUGAUGCUUGGAAGAGCGAAGAUUCGGAAAUGGAAGGAAUGGGAGGAACAAACUCAAGCUGAAUAUGCUCAUAUGAAUGAUCCUACAAGAUUUAGGCUCACUCACGAGACAUCAUUUGUGAGAAACCACACCAAUCAGUGGAUGCAAACUGCAUUUUCUUUUUAUGUGAUAUGCUUCUUUCGACAAUUCUUCAUGUCUGUUCGGAAAUUUGACUAUUUGACCAUGAGACAUGGAUUUAUCUCUGUUCAUUUAGCACCCAGAAGUAAUUUUGACUUCCAAAAAUAUAUUAAAAGAUCAUUGGAAGAUGACUUCAAGGUAGUCGUCGGAAUCAGUCCAGUAUUAUGGGCUUCAACAUGUAUCUUUCUGCUUCUUAACGUUCAUGGGUGGACUGUAGUUAUGCAAAUUGUCUCAGUAACUCCUCUCAUUGUAAUCUUAGCUGUUGGAACAAAGCUUCAGGGAAUUAUAUCACAGAUGGCAUUUGAGAUCAAAGAAAGACAUGCUGUAAUUCAAGGGAUACCUUUGGUGCAAGUUUCUGACAGCUAUUUUUGGUUUCAUCGGCCUCAGUUAAUACUUGACCUGAUACACUUUGUCCUGUUUAUGAAUGCCUUUGAGAUAACAUAUUUCUUUUGGAUAUGGUAUGAGUUCGGAUUAAACUCCUGUUUUCAUGACGAUUUUAUGCUUGCAAUCAUAAGAGUAGUUCUGGGGGUAGCAAUACAAUUUUUGUGCAGUUACAGCACCCUUCCUCUAUAUGCUCUUGUUACUCAGAUGGGAUCGAACAUGAAGCGAUCUAUAUUUGAUGAGCAAACUUCUAAGGCUCUAAAGGAGUGGCACAAAAAGGCCCAUAAGAAAACUGAGGUUUCAGUCCAUAAGAAAAGUGAGGGUUCAGUUAAAAAGAACGAACAAACCACUGCAAUUCCUAUACAACCCUUACGAGAUUCUGCAAGCAUCGCCAUGGACGAUAAUAAAGAUCAACAUCAACAGCAGCAGCAGCACCAUCACACAGGGCCUUCACCCCAACAGCCUCCUGAUCUUCUAAGUUGA
This is a messenger RNA of Mangifera indica (mango), 1790 nucleotides long. Its product is annotated as MLO-like protein 9. The transcript is spliced from 15 exons. The record is from RefSeq and is a predicted model, not a curated record. Gene Ontology annotation, biological process: defense response. Gene Ontology annotation, cellular component: membrane. Bases 201 to 1790 code for a protein of 529 amino acids. NCBI's taxonomy places the organism in Eukaryota, Viridiplantae, Streptophyta, Magnoliopsida, Sapindales, Anacardiaceae.